Messenger RNA from Pseudo-nitzschia multistriata, 1362 nucleotides. Lineage: Eukaryota; Bacillariophyta; Bacillariophyceae; Bacillariales; Bacillariaceae. The record is from the annotation of a GenBank genome assembly.
CUUAAAAAAGAAACGUCCGCGUCGUACGAUCUUCUCUUUUACACUGCAUUAACUUUGCGGUGACAUUGCUCUAGUGUUUCUUUGCCCAAAAGGUUUUCUACCACCUCUUCAUCCAGAAUCCAUUCAGUACAACAAACAUGACAAACAAAAAGAAAGAUGAGGACGACGAUCCGAAUGAUAAGCAAAUUCGGACAUCGAAGACUCCAUCAUGGGUCUGGUUAUGCCUUGCGUUAUUUGCAGUGAUUACCUAUGUAGGAAUGCCAGAUCCACUCCAGCCUCCACACGGUCAAUCGCCAUCGAUACAGCAUGUGUUUUACUACGGCUGGUUAACUGCUGUUUUCACCGGUUUGGGUGCCCUACCUCUGGCCUUUGCUCCGAAUUUGGCCGCAUAUUGGGUGGGACUAUCCAAUGGUACGUUAUCGACAGGACACUACGUGUUAUUAGCAAAAUGGUCCGAUGCAUAUGGAUCCUUUUUCACUAUUUGUUUGGAAAUGCGUUGCAAGUUUGACCUUAACAUGGUGCCCGGUAAUCACCGUUCAAUGUAAUUUUCUCAUGGCAACUUGAUAUUAUCUCCCAAUUGAAUGGUAUUUUAGCUGUGGCAGCCGGUAUGAUGAUUGCAGCAAGUUAUUCCCUUUUGUAUGAGGGUUGGACGUUUGAUGAUCCGAACGACGAAUGUUCUGUUUCAGUACCUGCACGAACAAUCAUUGGAGGUUUUGUUGGACUUGUCUUUAUCAAUGUAACGGAGCGAUUACUGGCCGAUUAUGAGGAUUUGACUGUUGGUGGACUAGCAGGUGCAGAUGCCAAGCGGGCUCUGUUGAUUUUCUUUGUCAUGACUCUACACUCCUUUUCAGAGGGAGUGGGAAUCGGUGUCAGUUUUGGCGGUACACAUGGAAGCGAACUCGGUGUCUUCAUAUCGGCAAGUCUUGCUGUACACAACAUUCCCGAGGGUUUGGCAAUGUCGGUAACUCUAAUGCCGAGGGGAACUAGUCUGGCCACCGCUAUUGUGUUUGCGAUAUUGACAAGCAUUCCUCAGCCUCUCAUGGCAGUGCCGGCCUACGAAUUUGUUUAUCAUUUUAUCCCUGUUCUUCCCGUCGGGCUUGGUUUUGCAGGAGGUGCCAUGGCUUGGGUAGCAUUAUUUGAGUUGUUGAAGGAAGCCAUUGAGGAUUCAGGUAUUCUUACCACGGCCUGUGUUUCCUCAGCCUCCCUGAUAGGCAUGCAUUUCCUCAACGAAAUUAUAGACCAUGGUGCUAGAUCCUAAAACGAAUGAUCGCAUAUAGUGUCGAUCUAUGUGCUAAUGCCAUUGUGAGUGAAGUCAAAAUAGCGUCAUCCAUAAYGGAAAAAAAUUAAAAUCCGAAAACUAUA